Molecule: messenger RNA, 5077 nt
Organism: Penaeus vannamei (Pacific white shrimp)
Lineage: Eukaryota; Metazoa; Arthropoda; Malacostraca; Decapoda; Penaeidae
Source: RefSeq, a predicted model, not a curated record
GUCGAGAGUGCACCGUCAUCUGACUCCGCUUCCAGACCUCUUCCAUUUUCGUUUAUUUUUUAAUAGAGUGUCACUGCCUCGUCACACCACCCUGUUCUCCUGUCAGUACCCAUUGUUUGAGUUCCGUUUGACCUGGGCAUUGCCUUUCUCUGUUCCGUUGUCUCGCUUCCUCGCUCGGAUAGAACUGUCAUUGUUGAAAGCGAUUCUCCUUUCUUUUUUUUUUACGUUUUCCUUCUUCGCUUGUUCGUCCACACCCAUUAUCAUCAUCUAUUUCUCUCUCUCUCUCGCUCUCUCUCGCCCGUGCCAUGACCUCCGCCAGCACGAGGUGAUGAAUGAGGUCACCCUUGAGGUCGCUGCCGGCUUGAACUCGACGCUGAGCCAGGUCACCUCGGCCCUCAGGUGGGUGCUGGCGUGCCUGACCUCGGUUCUCCUGGACGAGGAAGGUCAGGUGUCCACCAGGUCGCUGCAACAGGUCAGAGAGACUGCUGUUACUGGCUGGACUGAUUUGAUUUGGUGGCUCGGCUUUACUCCUCUUCAAAGCCAUGUUUUUAAAGCCUUUGCCAUCAUUCUGGUUGUCAAUUUUGUUCUGAUUACGGUAUUCUGGUAUGUGUAUGCCCAGCGGAUCUCACACACUCUCUCUUACAACAGCCUACGCAUAGUUGAGGACAUCCUGAAGAGGAACACAAACUUCAAAAUCAACAAAGAUAAUCCUGCCCGCCCUUAAUAUUUAACUCAAGGAAGGAACAAUGGAUGCUUUAAAGAAAUUCUUUGAAAAGAAGAAAGCUGACACCAAAUUCAAGCUUGCAGGCAAAGGGCACAGUUUGACCAAGGAGGAGAGUGAGCGCGCCAAACAACCAAGACAGAGUCACUCACAGCAGAGGCAUGUUCCAACACAGGAUGCCCAGCGAGCUGGCGCUGCAGCUCUGGCUAGGAUGGAGACGCAGUCUAAGCGAGUUGAUGUUAACUGGUCCCUCCAAGCCAUCAAGGCCCAAGCCAGACGAGAGCUGGAGGCUGAGCAGAAGGCCUUAGAGCAGCUGAACCUUGAGAGCCAGGCAGCACCACCAGGGCCCAAGGAGGUCAGCCUGGAGGCAGCACCCAUGCUUGCUGUACAAGGAGUCUUCUUCCACUGUCCUUUACUUGGGCCAGAAGUUGCAACUUAUGAAGAAAUCAAAAGACAAAUCCGUGAAUUUCUAUUUUCUCAGAUAGAAGAAGAUAAAGGCAUAGCAGCUUGCCUCAUUAUUCAAACUUGUAACAAAAACAAAGAAAAGAUUAAUGUGUGUAAUGAAACUUUGUGCAAGUAUAUUGAAAACAUUGUUUCCAACCCUACGGAGGAAAAGUAUAGAAAGAUCAGGAUGUCAAACAAAGCUUUUCAAGAAAGGAUUCUACCUAUUGAAGGGACUAAGGAAUUCCUUGAAGCUGCAGGAUUUGUCGUGCAGGAACUACCUUUUAAUGAAGGAACUGACAAGUUUUGGGUGUUUCCAGAAGACAAGCUUGCAGAUCUGAGUACUUUAGAGCAGUUGCGUGAUGCUCUGGUAAGUGCUGAACCUGUACGACCUCAGCUGGACCGAAGUGCAAGAGUUCUUUUGCCGACUGAGGCUGCCUCGCACACAGACUUGCCUGCAGAAUUUUUCAACCUAACAGCAGAGGAACUUAAAAAGGAAAUGCAGCAAAGAGCUACUGCAGUGGAGCGGAGUAUGAUACUCCAGACAAAGGCUAUGCGUGAUCGCCAAGAGUUGAGGGAAAUGAGAAAGUAUAGGUUUAGUUUAAUGAGGGUACGCUUCCCAGAUGGCCUAAUUCUCCAGGGAACCUUUGGGACAUAUGAGAAGUUUGGGGAAGUGAUGAGCUUUGUACGGGAACAUCUACAGAAUGACUGGCGGCCAUUCUUUUUAAGCCUCAGCAGUGGUGGAAAGAUAACAGAAGAGGAUCAGAGCCUGGUUGAACUUCGAUUGGUACCAGCUGUUGUCUUCAAUUUUACGUGGGAUUCAAGUGUGACAGAUCCAAACUUGGACGAUAGCCUUUACCUCAAACAGGAUACCUUGAUGCUCUUACAGAAUAUGUCUUAGAUGGAAGGCUCUCCAUUUUAAAUAAAAAAAAUAUCCAUGGUGUCUUUUGUACAUACCAGCCAUUGAUCAGUCAGGUGAGAGUAUACAUGUAGUGUUAAAUUUGACAACUUUUUUCGUUGAUAGGAAUUAAUGUAAUUCAUCAUUAUAGGUCAGUUUAUUAGUCAUAUUUAAUCAGUUGUAAUUUGAAUUUACUAUCAUUUCCAAUGUUUAAAAACACCAAAAUAUUAAUACACACACAUAUAUAUGAUGUGAUAAGGCAAUGUUUCUUGAUAUAUAUACAGAACAAACAGCUAUCAUGCUUUGAUGUGCAAGAUAUUUGCCUGCUGGCUCAUAAAAACAUGUGAUACUAGUUUCCCAAAUACUGCUGAUAAAGUAUUAUAUCAGGAGUCCGAAGUUUAUAUUACCAUGUUAUUGAAUCUUCCUAAAUCUGCUAAAGGAGGUAUCACACAAGCUAGUUUUCUCGCACAACCUUCAGUGUUCAUGGAACAGUGUUUUGUGCUCUGCAGUGUGAAAUAGGAACACAUGAUUUUUUGAAUUAUUUAUUACUAUUAUAAUACUGUACUUUAAUCAGACAAAUUUAACUAGUAGGAAAAUUGUAUAGUUUGCAGAUUAUGACUUGAUGCAAACUGCAAAAGAUAGGGCAAGAAAUUACAUAUUAAUUAGAAGUUCACUUACAUUAGGACCUGUCCAUAUGUGGGCAAACAUAAUAACCCUAUUACAAUCAAGGUGGGCAAAAUUGGAGAAACAAUAGGCUUUGCCAAUAGUCUUGAUAAAAUGCCCCAAAUCAAGUCCUGACUGAGACAGCCUAGUCUUCCUGUGGACACAGAAUGAGUGUGCAUAUCCAUGGUUCAUCUUGGUGCCAAGGAUUCAUUAACUAAAUGUGGCACUGGUGUUUACCAGAUCUGAGGCUUUAGUUUUCUUGAUUAUAAUGUCAUCAGACCUUAUUCCUGCCACCAACUAAGUUCAGGUAAUCAUUUUGCCCACAUUGACUUAAAUCAUCAUAUGCACAGGGCUGUAGUCAUUUAUUGCCAUCAUACUUUGUAUCACAAUUCUUGAAUAACAUCUUAUUUGGAAGCCCAUCAUUCAUCUUUCUAAGCCAUGUCCAGACAAGCAGGCAAGAUAAGCAGGCAUGGCUGAGAAGUGAUGUUAGAGAUGAGCAAACUACUGGCUAAACAGCCAAUUUGAGUGGAAAUAGUUGUCUAGCCAGUGGUAUCCCUGCCCUGCCUGUCACUUCUGAGGCAUGCCAUCAAUCAUGCCACUCCUCUAGACAUGCUCUUUUAAUGUAUAUCAAUAAAAGCAUAAUAAUUGGAAGGCUCCAAUAAUUAUGACCUGCGUUCCCAAGGAAAAACUACCACCCCCUCCCCUCUCCCAGGCCCAUCCACGUGAUCAGACAGCCUGGCAGGCAUUACUUAUCACGGGGCUGUGUAUUGUAUGUGGGCAGUUCUAAUGUCCUUCAUAAGUGUCUGAGGCCAGUCAAUCCUGGGCAGAAGCUAGAGCAGGUGGUCAACAGAUGUUCAGGACAAGCUUAUGUAAAGAAUGUAGUUUGUAUUUGCGUAAAGUGAACUACCAAUUUACAAUUAGGCCAUAAAAUGAAGCAUAAGAUUUUUAAAUUGAUUUAGUUUGAUACACUAUGAUAAAUACUGUAGGCUUUAAGUUUGAUCAUGUGAAUGGGCCUUUAUUUUUCGUUACUUUUCAUAAAGAAACAUCUAUCCACUGUUCGAAACUGACAGGGUAAUAUACUUUUUGGAAUGUAAUACCCAACAAAAUUUGCUGCUUGUGUGAUAACCUCAUGUUUAAUUAGAGUAUCAAGACAAUGUUACCUGCCACACAGUUGUGCAAGAUGCGCAUUUACAGAUUUCUUGGGAGUGUUAGCAUUGCAAAUGUGGGCAAUCUAAUAGCAGCCUUUUUGUGUGUAUAUAAAUUAUUUCGGCUGAAUAUUUCAUUCAUCAGUUGACACUAGUCACUGUAUUCAAAGGUAUCUUGUCCGGUGCCAGUGCUAUCUGCAUUUUGCCAAUUAAAGACUGUUCCUAUUGUAUUUUGUAAACUUGUUACAGCUAGUUGUGCAUGUAGUUUCUCAAAUCCCCGUUUAGUAGUUAUUCAAUUUCAUUAAAUGCAGUUUUGAAAACCAAUAAACAGUGGACACCCAGUUUGAAAUAAUAAAUUAUGUACAGUAUACUGCUUGUGUAGCUGGAUAAUAUAUUUUGAUACUAAGCCUAAUAAGGUAAUAAGACAGAGCAGCUACAUUGUGACAAUGGUAUGGAAUUUUCUGGUAGAAAAAAAUCCCCUCGGCUACAAUGCACAGUGAUGGUAAUCUAUCGUGUAGUGUCGAAUGUAUUGUGCAGAAAUUCAGUGCUUAUUGAGGAGACAUUCCAGUUUUUUUGUUUUUGUUUUUUUCUGAUCUACUCUGUGCUCUACAUGAUUGGUAAUGUGCAUCAUAUUGAAAUGAAACCUUUAGUGAACAAACAGUGGCAUGUAUGUGGUACCUUGUAUUUUCUUAAUUAAGAGGACACAUUUAAGAAACAUGGAGUCGUAGUGAGAAACACUUAUUAUAAAAUGCUAGCAGUUUCUUAUUUUUUUGAAACAUUUGGCCAAGCUUAUUUUCCAUUGUAAAGCCUUACAGCAAAUUUGUGCACUGCAAUUAAAGGAAGUAAAACAAAGUUUGUUCCCUCUGGGUUUUAUUGUACUCAAGUUAGCGUAGACAUUUUUCCAACUUGUUUUCAGGAAUAAUCCAUGAAGUCAGAUAAAUGUAUUCUGUAAUAAUUGAUGUAUUAUUAACCUUUUCAGACUGUAAAAAAAAACAAAAAGUUUUAGUAAAUUAAAAGACACACAAUGUAGUAUUGAAAUAACCAUUUCCAUGGCUUGAUUUGAGGUACCUUUUUUAUAUCAAGAAUUUGAUCAUAGAUCUAAAGAAGAAAAAAUAAAAGAAAGGAAAUUCACUUGUAUUCAGAUCUUUCAUCCUUAGAUUAUAUACCCAAAUUAUGUUGUAUAUCCAUUAAAUAAAAACUUAUAAACUC